AUGGAUAUGGAACCAAGCACGCCGAGCACACCAACACGACGAGAUGUGACCGAGCAUUGGAGUGAUGUAAAUAAUUCCGACGUUGACCUGUUGGACAUGGAUAUACCUAGUAUAUCCGACAUAGAGAUUGAGAGUCCAAUCUUAGCACGGAGAGCACCGCUACCACAGGAACCAGAUACAUUGGAACUACUGGGUGAGGACUCUGGAUUGGACUCCGACGACCCGAAUGACGAUUAUUUUCAGGAGAUGUUACGUGAAGAAUGGAGGAGAAGAGACGCCAUGGAGGAUAACAUGUCUACCGCAUCAGAAAGCGAGGACGACGAAGUAAGAGUACCCUGUCCAACAUCACCAACUCGUCUUCGAGAGAAGGCGCAAUGGCAUCCUAUACCGGAGGAUGAUGAAGAGCAACCUGACAAGUAUGGGCAGGAAGACGAGGAUUGGGAGCAGGGAAGAGUCCAGGACUAUCCAGAGGGUGAUCCUGACGAGUCGAGACACCGGUGGUGGAAAGCCACAAUCUUCUCUGACUACAGAGAUGAUAGUCAACGUGAAGUCUGUUUCGCUGUCGAGUACUUUGAAAGAAUAUUCAACCGGUUACUACUAUUGGCUGGAUUAAUAUGCGCCGUUAUGGGUAUAGAAAUAUGCCCAAAAACACAUAGAAUACACGCGCAUAUCAUACUGGGAUUCAGUAGUGCGAAGAAGUAUUCAGCACUGAAAAAGAAACUGGGAGAUGGGCAACUACGUUACCUUCUAACAGAUGAUCAGAUAAUCAGCUGGUAUGACUACGUGGUGAAAACCUUCUCGAAAAUUUUACAUCCCAAGAAAAUACUACGAUAUGGCGAGGGAAAGGUACUGAACAAGAAGCAUUCCAUUUCUCGCACGGUAAAAAGAACUCACCGAGACAUGUUCUACGACAAUCAAAAAGCGAUUGAGGAAGGAAGAUUCGACGACAUCGAUCCGCUAUUUCGAUUUGACCACAUGUCUAAAAUUCAGAAGUGGUACAACGAUCAGCACAAGGCUGCCAUUAAAGUAAACCACGAUCGACUCGUUUUUAUCUGGGGGAAGCCAGGUGUGGGGAAGACAUCUCUCUUCUCGAGAAAUAUCGAUCCAUCACUGAUUUAUUGGAAGAAUCCGGCAACCAAAUGGUGGUGUGGUUAUCGCGCGCAACCAAUCGUCAUUAUCGAUGAAGUGACACCUCAGCAAUUCCAGAAAGGCGACAUCAACUGGAACUUAAUCGGUGAUCGAAAUGAAAUAUAUGUAGAAGUAAAGGAAGUCAGGUACCUUUCCAAGCGCAAUGGGUAA
This is a messenger RNA of Blastocystis hominis, 1299 nucleotides long. RefSeq lists its product as hypothetical. Gene Ontology annotation, molecular function: RNA binding; RNA helicase activity. NCBI's taxonomy places the organism in Eukaryota, Bigyra, Opalinata, Blastocystidae. The transcript is spliced from 2 exons. The coding region runs from base 1 to 1299 and encodes 432 amino acids. The record is from RefSeq and is a predicted model, not a curated record.